GUAAUGGUGGGGAAGGGAGGACCGGGCUGCCCGUAGCGGUGCCUGUGCCGGAAUGGAUCCCUCCCGUGAAUGCCCGUUUUCGGAGGACAGCUUCACCCGCUUCUCCUCCCAGAGCAACAUCUACGGGCUGGCCGCGCUGCCCGGGGCGGCCCGCGGGGGCGGGCGGGGCCAGGGGCAGGAGGAUUUCUCGGGGGCGGCUGGGGGGCUCCUGGCUGCCACCCUCAAGGGGAAAGUGAUUUAUUUCCGCUACCAAGACCUGAGGCAGAAGCUGCGCCCCGUGGCCAGGGAGCUGCAGUUCACCUAUAUCCCAGUUGAUGCCGAGAUCGCCUCCAUUGACACUUUCAACAAAUCACCUCCCAAAAGGGGUUUGGUGGUGGGGAUCACCUUUAUUAAGGAUUCCGGCGACAAAGCCAGCCCCUUCCUUAACAUUUACUGCGACUAUGAACCAGGCUCUGAGUACAACUUAGAUUCUAUCGCACAGAGCUGCUUGAACCUGGAACUGCAGUUUACCCCAUUCCAACUGUACCAUGCAGAAGUCCAGGUUGCUGACCAGCCGGAGACGGUGUUCCUUUUGAGUGGCAAUGACCCCGCUAUCCACUUAUACAAAGAGAAUGAAGAGCUGCACCAGUUUGAGGAGCAGCCGGUGGAGAACCUCUUUCCUGAACUCAAGGAGCUGCCAAGCAACGUCCUCUGGUUAGAUGUGUACAACAUUCCAAACUCAGGGCAACGGAUCACGGCCUUUGGUUGCCAGAGCGGCUACAUCCGAGUCGCCCAAGUUGAACCAGCCAGUCGAGUGGUGCUGCAGAGCUGGAACAUCCAGCAAGACGGUCCAAUCUCCAAAGUCCUGGUGUUUGCUCUGCCAACUUCCUGCCGUCCAGGUGACUCCCCAGGAACCGUGGCUUCAAAUGGUAAUGCUGGCCCCCAGGCUCAGAGCUACAGUGUCCUAGUCACCAGCACUCUGGAACUGUCUGUUGUCUACAGGAAUGUGCUGCAGAGAGGCCUGGACGACCAGCUGGUCCUUCCCUUGAGUGAUCAGUACGACAGCGUCCUGUGUGCCCUCGUGACUGACGUCAACUUUGACCGUGAACCAGAGAUCCUGCUUGGCACCUAUGGGCAGGAGCUUUUGUGCUACAAGUACCGGCCCCUGAAUGCUACAGCGGGAGUCCAGCCCUCCAGCCCGUCUGACGGGGAGUUCCACCUGCUGUGGCAGCGCACUUUCCCCAGCCCCCUCCUGUGCAUGGAGUAUGUCGACCUCACCUGUGACGGCCUCUGCGAACUGGCUGUGGUGUGUCUCAAAGGGCUGCAUAUCCUUCAGCACAGCCUGAUGCAGACGGCCGAGUGCCUCUUAGAGCGGCUCCGGUUGAAAGUGGCCGGGCGGACGGCCCAGACGGCACUUCCUGCACAGCCCCAAGACGCCAAGCCUGAGGAUGGUGAUGGGAGAGGACCAAAGGAGUGAUGGGUGCGCCCUCUUGCCUGUUCCCUUUGCCCAGAAACCAGGGAGGAGUGCGGGGACAGGACCUUCCAAGUUCUGCCAUGGCCACCGCAGAAGGAAGCAAGGACCAAUUUGAUGGUUAUGGUGCAGGAGCAAGGAGAUGUGGAGUCCACCCAGGACCUCCCCAAGCAACCUUUCUUGGAUGCGUCUUGGCCUCAGGAAAGAAGCCUCUUGCAUGAGGCUCCCUUGUGAACAGUUGUCAUUCCAUCUCUCUCCCGCCUGCCCCGCCACUCCCCAAAGAGGCUAGCCUGACCAAGAACUCUAUAAAUAGGGAAUAAAUUUUGUACACUAAG
Lacerta agilis (Sand lizard) is the source of this 1785-nucleotide messenger RNA. RefSeq names its product kaptin, actin binding protein (gene KPTN). The transcript has 13 exons. Gene Ontology annotation, cellular component: KICSTOR complex; actin cytoskeleton; lamellipodium. The record is from RefSeq and is a predicted model, not a curated record. Gene Ontology annotation, molecular function: actin filament binding. Gene Ontology annotation, biological process: negative regulation of TORC1 signaling; cellular response to amino acid starvation; actin filament organization. Lineage: Eukaryota; Metazoa; Chordata; Lepidosauria; Squamata; Lacertidae. Bases 53 to 1456 code for a protein of 467 amino acids.